Molecule: messenger RNA, 2856 nt
Organism: Seriola aureovittata
Lineage: Eukaryota; Metazoa; Chordata; Actinopteri; Carangiformes; Carangidae
Gene: meis2b
Product: Meis homeobox 2b
Exons: 13
Coding region: 346-1521 (391 amino acids)
Biological process (GO): eye development; animal organ morphogenesis; brain development
Molecular function (GO): DNA-binding transcription activator activity, RNA polymerase II-specific; RNA polymerase II cis-regulatory region sequence-specific DNA binding
Source: RefSeq, a predicted model, not a curated record
AGUGAGCGAGUCGGCGCGCGAGACAUGGACACGAAGACAGAGUGAGAGCAGACUGACCUCGGACCGUCAGUGCCGUUAGUGCCCCCGCCAUCAGACCCUCACAUGUUACACAAGAUCACUGAUCCUUCAGUUGAAGAAGCGCUGGGAAGCACUCGGCCGGCUGUCAGUGUGUGUUUUGGCGCUCUCGCUCACGGGAGGACCAAAGCUGUUUUCUGCAUUGUUCACAUCAUCGUGCACUUAGUUCAGGAUUCAGUGACUCCACAGAACAGGAGCGGAUUAUAAUCUCUUCUUGGAUUUUCCUCCUCUUCAAACUUCUCUUUAUACGGCUGCAAACUGCGCACGGAGAUGGCGCAAAGGUACGAUGAGCUUUCUCAUUACGGAGGCGCGAUGGACGGAGUCGGAGUGCCCACCUCCAUGUACGGUGACCCGCACGCUCCCCGACCCCUGCCCCAGGUCCACCAUCUGAACCACGGGCCGCCCCCGCACCCGACCCAGCACUACGGAGCCCACGCGCCGCACAACAUCAUGCCGAGCAGCAUGGGCAGCGCCGUGAACGACGCACUGAAGAGAGACAAGGACCAGAUCUACGGCCACCCGUUGUUCCCUCUGCUUGCUCUGGUGUUCGAGAAGUGCGAGCUGGCGACCUGCACGCCCAGAGAGCCCGGGGUGGCGGGAGGAGACGUCUGCUCCUCCGACUCUUUCAAUGAAGACAUAGCCGUGUUUGCAAAACAGAUCCGAGCAGAAAAACCUUUAUUUUCCUCCAACCCGGAGCUGGAUAACCUGAUGAUUCAAGCGAUUCAGGUGCUUCGGUUUCAUCUGCUGGAGUUAGAGAAGGUCCAUGAGCUCUGUGAUAACUUCUGCCACCGGUACAUCAGCUGCCUCAAAGGCAAAAUGCCGAUUGACCUGGUCAUAGAGGAGCGAGAUGUCUGCAAGUCGGACUUCGACGACCUCUCAGGAUCCUCCACGAACCUGGCAGAUCACAACCCAGCGUCCUGGAGAGACAUGGACGACGCCCACUCCACACCCUCCGUGGGCACCCCGGGACCAUCCAGUGGGGGACACGUCUCCCAGAGUGGAGACAACACCAGUGAACUCGGAGACGGCCUCGACAACAGCCUGGCAUCACCAGGCACGGGAGACGAGGACGACCAGGACAAGAAGAGGCAGAAGAAACGAGGCAUCUUUCCCAAAGUGGCCACAAACAUAAUGAGGGCGUGGCUGUUCCAGCACCUCACGCACCCGUACCCCUCAGAGGAGCAGAAGAAGCAGUUAGCACAGGAUACAGGCCUCACCAUUCUUCAAGUGAACAACUGGUUUAUUAAUGCAAGAAGGAGAAUAGUCCAGCCUAUGAUUGACCAGUCCAACAGAGCAGUGAGUCAGGGUACAGCUUACAGUCCGGAUGGCCAGCCAAUGGGAGGCUUCGUUCUUGAUGGGCAGCAGCACAUGGGUCUCCGACCUGGAGGACCCAUGGGUGGCAUGGGCAUGAACAUGGGCAUGGAUGGGCAGUGGCACUACAUGUAAAUCCACUCCAGUGAGGCGAGCCUGAACAACAGGGUGAAGCCUCCAUGGUUGGCUCAGGGAUCUUCUUCCAUCAGGCAGUGGAGCUCAGAUCUGGAGCUGUUGCUGCAGCUGCACGUCACACCCACCUGACCACUCCCACCUCACCUUGCCCGAGCCCGCACGGUGCGCGGGUGUACAGGAUCACCAUGGGCACGCCUAACUCCUGCACGAGAGGCCGCCCCACAGACUUGGACUUUACAGUGAAAAGAGACAGGGUGCGAGGCGCGCAGGGAGAAAGGAAGCAGUGUCACACGUCUCCUCCAUUUCCUUUAAAUUAUUUAUUUAUUUUUCUACGACGGGGGAAGAAGCUCCCUGUUUCUCUCGUUUUUAAAGCUCUGCCCCAUCACAUCCCUUUCUUCACAGGACACAACACUGUGGGGCACGUGUGGAGUCGGUGAGACGUAUAAUCGUUGUGUAUAGAUUUGUGCUCUUCGUUUGGCUGUUUCUGUCCAUGUUUGGCUUGUGAUCAUUAGACGUUAGAUGAAUUUCACCGACAUGUUUUAAAAGGUUUUGUAAGAAAGAUGAUGUGACUGUUUCUGUUCUCCACUGCACCUAUGUCUUCGUUUGAAUCCACUUGUUCUUAAAACCUGUGACUGAACAGGCUAAGGGACCAUGACUAGAAGGCGGACUCACGUCCAUUUUGUACAAUGUUUUAAAUAGUUUGGUAGCACUACAGGAGAGGUCGGGUCUGCACUACAACAAAAUAAAGACGUACCCGAGGAAGACAUAAGCAACAGAGUUUUAUUAUAAAUAUUAGAGGGACAAAGGUCAGAGCGGACACAGUUGUUAAAGCAACCGCGUUAGUUUGUGGAGCAGGUCACGUAGCUCCACUUCGAUUGCGGUUGUCUGCUCUUAUUGGGUGGAUGGUGACAGGGAUGAUGAAUGGCCCAGCUGCCAGAGACACAAAAUCAGCCAAGGCGGCAGCUUUUACUCACUGUGUGUGUGUGUGUGUGUGUGUGUGUGUGUGUGUGUGUGUGUGUGUGUGUGUGUGUGUGUGUGUAAUGUAGACAAAAUUGAAAUACAGAAUAGAGGAAGAAUCCCGUUGAUUCCUACAGAAGAAUACAUUUCCUGGUUUUCACCGAUAUUUUUUUCUUUGUCUCCAACGUUCAGGAGAAAAUAAUAAACAGAUGAAGCGUCUCAUUAAUCACUGUCAGCCGGUAACGAUCCUCCAGUUCAGCCUUUAUGAUUAUUGAUAAAUGUUCAUUUUAACAACAACCGACCGACAUGAUCGCGCGCUCUGUGAGUUAAAACCUGGAAGAUUUGACUUUAUAACCUACCAUUUACAAUUUAUAAAUA